UCCGCGCUGUCUCUGGCAGUCAGCGCUCUGUCGCUUGCCGGCAGUGCCGAUGCUUUCUGGCGUCUCCCUUGCCGUGGUCGCAGUGGUGUCGGUCGUCUUGACCCCAUCAUGGACCCUGGCAAGGUCUCUGACCACGUCCACGUUAUUCACGGUGGCAGCAACUUUGGCAUUGACAACACCCCUCAGGACCUUGUCGACUCUGACUGCACCUCAUGUGCCGUUACUCAGGACAAGUCUGCCUACUGGACCCCUCCUCUUUACUUCCUCCACUCCAACGGCACAGCCGAGAUGGUCGAGCAGGUUGGUGGUAUGCUCGCUUACUACCUCCUCUACAACGACGCUGCCAACCCCAACGGCAAGAUCACUGCCUUCCCCGAGGGCUUCCAGAUGAUCUCUGGUGACAAGCGCCAGCGUAGCUUCCCUUACCCCAUCCCCGACAACGACAAGUCAUCGUGGACUGCAAACCAGAAGACCCAGACUGCUCUCUCGCAGAAGGCUCUUGGUUUCAACUGCUUGAACUACGCAGCCACCCCCGAGGCAUCUCUCUACCGCCACUUCUUGCCCGACAAGGACUACCUUGAUGCCAACUGUGUUGACGGUAUCCGUCUCGAGCUCAUGUUCCCUUCGUGCUGGAACGGCAAGGACGUCGACUCUGACGACCACAAGUCGCACGUCGCCUUCCCCGACCUUGUCAUGAGCGGUUCCUGCCCCGAGGGCUUCGGCACCAAGCUCCCCUCGCUCUUCUUCGAGACCAUCUUCAACACCUACGCCUUCAAGGGCAUGGACGGCCAGUUCGUCCUCUCCAACGGUGACCCUACUGGUUACGGAUACCACGGUGACUUCCAGAUGGGUUGGGACAGCGUCGACUUCCUCCAGUCUGCCGUCGACACCUGCACCAACGCCUCUGGCCAGAUUGAGGACUGCCCUCUGUUCAACAUCCAGACUGAGGCCGAGGAGGGUCAGUGCAAGAUCAAGGACGUUGCAGAAAUCGCCGACGACAACCCUCUCGGCCCCCGCGAGGAUGGUCUCCCCAUUGCUGUUCCCAUCCAGUCCGGUCCUGACUACGCUACCGUCUACCCCGUCGUCCUCGCUGGCGAUGCCACCCAAUCUGCUGCUGCUUCCUCGACCAAGGCUGCCGCUUCUUCUCAGAUCACCUCAGCUGCUGCUACCUCCGCAUCUGCUGUCGUCCCCACUCUGAGCUACACUCCUGGCACUUCUUCCAUCACCGACAAGUACGGCGGUGGUAUCCUCCUCGCCAACACUGCCUCAUCAUACGUCCAGACCGAAUCCCUCUCAACCGUCACUGCUGCUCCCUCGCUCGCUGACGCUGAGACUGACGCUGCUGGCAACAUCAUCGCCACCUCC
Aureobasidium namibiae CBS 147.97 is the source of this 1365-nucleotide messenger RNA. RefSeq lists its product as uncharacterized. Lineage: Eukaryota; Fungi; Ascomycota; Dothideomycetes; Dothideales; Saccotheciaceae. The transcript has 2 exons. The annotation marks the transcript as partial. The record is from RefSeq and is a predicted model, not a curated record.